This is a messenger RNA of Cydia pomonella (codling moth), 4308 nucleotides long. Its product is annotated as pickpocket protein 28. The record is from RefSeq and is a predicted model, not a curated record. Gene Ontology annotation, molecular function: ligand-gated sodium channel activity. Lineage: Eukaryota; Metazoa; Arthropoda; Insecta; Lepidoptera; Tortricidae. Gene Ontology annotation, cellular component: membrane. The transcript is spliced from 14 exons. Gene Ontology annotation, biological process: sodium ion transmembrane transport. The coding region runs from base 990 to 2747 and encodes 585 amino acids.
UGUUGGUAAACCUUAAUAAAUAAAUAAAAGGAGGCGGAAGGGCCAAGUUAUUAUGGCGACGCCGGCGCGCACUUUUUGUAUAUUCGGAAAUCUCGAUGUGAUUUCUUACAAAUUGAUAAUUUCAAGGAUGUCUUUAUGUAUAGACAUCUUUGAAAUCAUAUUGACAUGUUUCAAGGUUAGCAUAUAAUAUACUUCUUUAAUGAAAUAUUCCAACCAUCAGGCGCAUAUAUUAACAAUAAGACGGAGGCAUUUUUUGCCCCACAAUAUAAUACCAUGACGCAGGCAGGCGUAUGCAUAUGCAAUUAUUAUGCAUAUGCGCUAUGCGCAAUAUACAGAGGGCCUACCGCGAAAAGCGAAAUUUCAUUAUCUGCCUGUCUAUCGCUCUAAUGGAUAUGCGAGCGUUAGAGAGGCAGAUUAAAAAAAAUUCGAUUUUCUCUUUUCGCGGUAGGCCCUCUGAUAGUAGUGAUAGUGCGCAUUCGCUGUAAGUAUUUUUGUUAAGUAAACAUCCCUAAGGCGUAUAUCUAAGAAGUCUUUCUUUGUUUCUUCUAUAUGGUGUCGAUUAAUACUCCUAAUAAAUUAAACUCGCUAACUUCUUCUGUACCAAUUUCAGAUGAUAAAGCUGAUCGAUCAAGAGCAUCUGUGUGGCAUAACUGAAAUUUGUUUUUUUUUUCAUGGUAUUGAAUUCCAGGGAGUGCUCGACAUGCUCGCGGCCAGGUUUUUUGCGUCAAAAAGAGGCAUUAGAGUAGCUGCUUUUUCUAACUCUUUUGUUUCAAAUGAAGACAGUAAAAAAAUGCAACUAGUUAUGAGUAGUUGGGUGAUGGGUGAGACAACAAUUUUCGCGACUAACGCUAAAUGGCAUGUUUAAAUAAUUCCAUGAAAACGUUUCAAUUUUCUAAUUGUACGUAAUUCCUUCGGGACCUGUAAUGAUGAAAUUCAACGCCAACUACGCCCAUCGCGACACAGCCAUUGGGUAGUUGCAUUUCGACAAUAUGAAGAGACACACGAGAACUGGAAGCGUUGGAGAAGCUCUGCCUCCUGAUUUAGAGAGCAAUAAAAAACUUGAAUCUCCGAAGAAAAAACCAAAACGAGGGAGAAAUAAUAUUAUAAAAGACUACCUUAUAGACUACACAUCUAAUUCAAAUCUACAUGGCCUCAAGUACAUCGGUGAGAAGGAAAGAACUUUUGUGGAAAAGGUGUUCUGGAUAUUCAUGUUCACGUGCUGCGUGGUGCUGUGCGCGGGCCUCAUACAGAAGGUGUACAUCAAGUGGAAUGAGAGCCCUGUCAUCGUGAGCUUUGCAGAGAAUCCGAUGCCUGUUUGGAAGAUUCCCUUUCCGGCUGUGACGGUGUGCUUCGAAACAAAAGCCCAGCAGUCAAAAUAUAAUUUUACAGAAAUCUAUCACUUGUACCUCAACCAUACAGGCACUAACAGCACGGGAAACACCACAGAACUCACCGAUGAAGAAAAAUUUGUCUUUGAAUACGUCUCUAUGGUCUGCGAUUCACAUCUAUCGCCCGCAACUGGAAGAAAAUAUGGCAGUGGCGCAGACGCAGUCGAUAAACUUAAAGAGGUGUGCCCCAACAUUACCGAAUCCUUCUUUGGAUGCAAAUGGGAAAAUAUAAACAGAGAUUAUUGUUCAGAUCUGUUCUCGCCUAUUUUGACUGAGGAAGGAAUAUGUUACACAUUUAAUACACUGGGAGCCGAGGAAAUGUUACGAUUGGAUAAUUUACAUCACGACUACGAAUAUCUACAAGAGGGAAACCCAAAUCAUACAACGACUUGGAGUUUGGAUAACGGAUACCCCGAUGACACGCCGAUAGUUACUUAUCCUCAUAGAGGCUCUGGAUAUGGAGCCAAAGCCGGAUUGACAUUUAUAAUAAAGGCUUCAGAAGUAGACCUCGACUACCUUUGCAGAGGUCCAGUACAAGGAUUUAAGAUUCUUCUGCAUAAUCCUGCAGAGCUGCCGAGGUUGUCGGUGCAGUACUUCAGAGCCCCGUUGUCUCAGGAGGUCGUGGUAUCGGUGAAACCUAAAAUGAUGACUACUUCCGAUGGCUUAUUGCCUUACAGUCCUAACAUCCGAAAAUGCUAUUUCCCGAGCGAGCGUUACCUGCGGUACUUCCGCGUGUACACGCAAGCCAACUGCGAGAUGGAGUGUCUCAGCAACUUCACCUACGCGCGCUGCGGCUGCGUACACUUCGGCAUGGUUUACGGUGAGAACAUGACAGUCUGCAGUGCUGGAAGCAUCCAGUGUGUGCAAAAUGCUCAAAAGGAACUGGUAACUGUAGCAGCCAUGAGUAGCCUGGAGAGAGAUUCGGCAGACAACAGCAGCACCGUGAUAGACGAAAAUGCACGCGACAUCGCCAUGCGCUGCAUGUGCAUGCCCGCGUGCACCUCCAUCGAGUACGAGGCAGAAACCUCGCAGGCAGACUUUGACUGGAGGGCUAUAUUUACUAGCUUCAAGUCGGAGAUACCGCCAGAACUAGAUGACACAUACAUGACGCGUAUCUUCAUCUUCUUCAAAGAGGCGCAGUUUAUCACGUCCCGCCGCUCCGAGCUGUACGGUCCCACGGACUUCCUCGCCAACUGUGGCGGCUUGCUCGGGCUAUUCAUGGGCUUCUCUAUCCUUAGCGUUGUUGAGAUACUCUACUUCCUCAGUUUACGGAUAAUCUGCCUGUUUUGGAAAAGGCGAGCUCACAAGCGCGUGGCGGAUAAGUCCAUGACCAAACUGGAGCAUCCUUAUAUUGACUAGAACUUAUUGUAGAACUACACUGAAUUCAAGUUGAAAUAUUAUAUCUAAUCUUAUUGUUCUUUCGCCACCAACCCGCUUUGCCAACACGGCAAUCGUUAACGCUACAUAGCGUAGCGUAGUCAUCUGUCUCUAUCACUCUUACGUAUUAGUGCGACAGUGUAAGUCGCAUAUUGUUCACUACGGAGCGUUAACGAUUGGCAUGUUGACUACGGGACAGCCACAGCGUACAGCUACCGCGACGGGUUGCAAUCAAUUGUUUUCUUGCGCUUUUAUAUCUCGUAUGACUAAUGAGAUGAUUUAAUCGUUAAACGUUGACUGUUCAAACUGCCGGCUAGGAGUUCUAAAAAGAAGACUAAGUCACAAACAAAAAACUCUAUCUCUACCCACUUCUCUAAAAUAAUCCGCGGGUCGGACAGCUGCAUACAAUUGACAAACCUCACUUAUCUAAUCAUCCUCAGGAAGGAAAAAGGUAAUACGAACUAUUAUAAUAUUGGUAUAAGGAAAAUGACAUCCACUAAUUCCACUAUCCUCCCCCAAUAUUUUUGUAUAUUGGUACCGAGCUGAAUAUCAGCACAUCGGUUACCGUAUUUGAAAUGGUCCAUAUGCAAAAAUAUCAUUAUCAAACAUUGAGCAUAUUUGGAAAUUAGAGACAGUGUAUUUUUUUUAUGCCAAAUAUUAUAAAUAGAUGUGCUGAUACAAAGAGCAUAAUAAUUAUGUGCUGGUAUUUGGUGAAACGUUAACGAACUUAACGAUGUGCUGAUAUUCCGCGAAACGGAAAACGAUUAUCAGUAUCAGGUUCGACAGCGAGACUGACUUCUGGCCCGAUAUUGGGAAGUGUCGAUGUAAUUUGCCGUUAAAGCCGCAGGAUGAAUUUACUAAGCCCUUAUAUAUAUAUAUUGGGACCGUGCGAAGUGCGUGGUGGGGGUAAGUAAAGCGAUCUCAGCGCAUAAGGUGGUAAAAAUUUGAACUAACUGCGGAUAGCGUCUUUAACAUUUCGUACAAUUAUAUGGCUCGAAAUGAAACUUUGAUUUACGAUUACUCCUGAAAUAUUCAUUUAACUUGUAUGGUGUAAGGGACCAUUGUAAUCUGUAUGAAAUGCUUAAUAUAACUAACGUAUUUAUUUGGAUAAUUGUUAAUAAUGUAUCCAUGUAAAUAGCUUUGCAAAUGCCACAUAUUACGUGAUCUUUUUCUAGAAGUUAAGAAUGGAUAUAGUAAGUUAUCCUUAAAAGAUAGACAUUUCACAUCACGGACUUUUUUGUAGACCUAUGAAUGAGAAACAACCCCACCAUACAUUGUGUUGUUAUAGCUCAAACGGAUUAGGCAGCGUUUUCGAUUAAAGCUCCUAGCCAGCGUGAUUUUUUCCGACAACAUCGUUAUAUUUCAAACAAUUUACACAAAACCUUAACAAGUUAUGUACUUAAGCCUUCCUCAAGAAACACUCUAUUGAUAGAUGAAAGUCGUAUGAAAAUCCGUUCAGUAGUUUUUAGUUUUGGAGUAGUUUUAUAAGAUGUAGUGAAUUGACGUUUUUCCCUAGAAUUGCGGACACUAGGUUGCGUGACAG